AUGGAAUCAUCCGACCCACCAUUUCAGGAGUUCUACCAUAAUUUAUUUGACAGCCAUGCAAGGAAUAAGAUUGAUUUCAAGAUUUUAGAUGUAGCAGAAGAAAGGGAACUUCCACUGAUCGAUCUUGGUCUGGAGGAGGAAAAAUGCAAGAUGGAGAUAGCCAAAGCCUCGCAAGAAUGGGGAUUUUUUCAAGUGAUUAAUCAUGGGGUCUCGUUGGAUGUUUUGGAGAAGAUGAGAUGUGAACAGGUGAAGUUGUUCCAUAGACCUUUUCAUGAGAAGACCAAACAGGGAAACCAAAAUUUUAAUUUUCCGGCGGGGAGUUACCAGUGGGGGACUCCUUCGGCCACCUGCCUCAGGCAACUGUCAUGGUCCGAAGCUUUUCAUGUACCACUUGCCGGCAUUUCUACAACGGGUGAUAGCUCUACUCUCAGCAUAACAACAAAACAAGUUGCAACCAAGAUUUCUAACCUAGCACAAAAAUUAGCUGCGAUUUUAGCAGAACAAUUAGGCUAUAAACCAGAUUUCUUUGAGAGAGAUUGUUCUGCUACCAAUUGCUAUCUUCGACUGAAUCGAUAUCCUGCUUGCCCCAUUUCACCAGAAGUGUUUGGAUUAAUGCCACAUACUGAUAGUGAUUUCUUGACCAUCUUACAUCAAGAUCAAAUUGGAGGAUUACAAUUACUAAAAGAUGGGAGAUGGAUUUCUGUUAAACCAAAUCCAGAAGCUCUAAUCAUCAAUAUUGGAGAUCUUUUUCAGGCUUGGAGUAAUAAUAUUUAUAAGAGUGUUGAGCAUCGUGUUGUCGCUAAUAAGAAUAUGGAGAGGUUCUCAACUGCUUAUUUCUUCUGUCCAUCUUAUGAAACAAUGAUACAAAGUUGCUUUGAGAACUCAGUUUAUAGAGAAUUUAGUUUUGGAGAAUUCAGAGAACAGGUUCAAGAAGAUGUCAAGACACAUGGUUACAAAAUAGGACUUCCCAGGUUUAUCAUUUAAACCAAACAUAUAGACCAAAAACUCCACACAUAUAUUUAGACCACCACUCUUUGAAAUAUAUAUAGUAUAUGAUGUAUAAGUGUUAGAAAGAAUCAUUAGAUACUAGUUAAGCGUUAUAACAAAGAAGCAUGGG
Messenger RNA from Lactuca saligna, 1117 nucleotides. The record is from the annotation of a GenBank genome assembly. Lineage: Eukaryota; Viridiplantae; Streptophyta; Magnoliopsida; Asterales; Asteraceae.